Messenger RNA from Cajanus cajan (pigeon pea), 929 nucleotides. RefSeq names its product LOB domain-containing protein 16. The record is from RefSeq and is a predicted model, not a curated record. Gene Ontology annotation, biological process: hormone-mediated signaling pathway; positive regulation of DNA-templated transcription. Lineage: Eukaryota; Viridiplantae; Streptophyta; Magnoliopsida; Fabales; Fabaceae. Gene Ontology annotation, cellular component: nucleus.
UAUACACAAGAAAACUAAGAAGCAAUAAUAUUGUAUCGAUGGCUUCAUCAGGAAGUGGAUCAUCUCCUUGUGGGGCAUGCAAGUUCCUUCGAAGAAAGUGUGCAGCAGAUUGCAUCUUUGCACCAUACUUUAGCUCCGAACAAGGAGCAGAGAGAUUCGCAAGCAUCCAUAAGGUGUUCGGUGCUAGCAACGUUUCCAAGCUGCUAUUGCGUAUUCCAGAUCACGAUCGUUGCGAGGCAAUGGUAACAAUUGCUUAUGAAGCUCAAGCUCGCAUCAGAGACCCUGUCUAUGGUUGUGUCUCCCAUAUUUUUUCCUUGCAACAACAGGUAGCAUGCUUGCAGGCACAACUAAUGCAAAUGAAGGCACAGCUGGAUCAGAACCAAAUGGAGUCCAGGAAUUGGUCAGAGAAUGUUGGACAAACAUUCAAUCCAUUUUGUCCCACUUCCAUGAAUAACCCUAUAUCUCCUCAGAGCUCAUUUGAUUCAAUUGAUUAUAACAGCAUCAAUGAUGAAGUGAGCAUGCAUGAUGUUCAAAGCAGAGAUGAUUAUUUCUCAUUCCAAGCUUGUUCUAACAAAAUAUCAUAUAACAACAAUGACAUGGGUGAGCUGCAGGAAUUGGCACUCAGAAUGAUGAGGAACUCUAACUCAGAAUUAAGCUAUCCUUAAUUGUUUUUGUUUUCUUGAAGGAUAUUCCUUUAAUGUUUAGGGGAGAUAGCUUUUUGCAUAGUGUUGUAUAUACUUAUGAGUGCCAAAGAGAAACGUGCUUGCUAUAGAUGAUAUUAGGCUUUUCUGUUUGUGGAUCCAAUCCAAAACAAAUCAUUUUUUUUUGCAGACUAGCAAACUCUCUCUCACAAUUUAUAUUGUGUUUACUCAAAAUAGAAUAGUAAUUAACUUCUGUUGAAAUAAUUUAGAGUUAUUUGAAAUACAAUA